GCGUCGACGUUUGACAGUUCGCUCCGGCAACCAAAUUAUCGAACAACAAUCCGCGCAGUCUAGCAAACAAUCCGGUGAUCUGUCUUCAAAUUAUUACCUAAGUAACAUUGCAAUUCCAAUGUUUACGUUUUGCUGUGCCGACUUGUGAGACGAUGGAGUGGUCAAAAGAGAAGACUUUGAAGUUAAUCGAGUUGUUACAAGUUAGUGCUAGCCUAUGGAACCCCUCUUUGUGUGAUACGCGAAGGGAUAAACAGAAAAGAAAGGAAGAAUUGCGUGGUAUUUCUGCAAUACUAGGUAUUUCUGUGUCGGACACUACGAAGAAAAUACAGCAUUUGCGUACGCAAUAUAACCGGGAAGCCGCUAGAGAGGCCAGGGCUAACGAGGAGGACCCUGAGGACAGAUUUUUGAGUAACUGGUACGCGUUUGAAUACUUGCACUUCAUGAAGGACUCAAGUAAACCUUACAGGAUUUUGCAAAUAGACACCCAUUCAGAAGUCAACAGUAGUCUUCCCUCAAACUCAGAUGGCUUUGUUGAAUCACUCCAAAACAAACUAGAAAACCAUUCUCCGCCCCACAAAGUUCCGCGGACAGACAACUUGCACUUAGUCAAAUCUGAGCUGGUGUACUCGUCUCCACAAUCAAGAGAUGAGUUCUCAGUGUUCGGAGAAUACAUUGCUAAUGAGUUAAGGUCCUUGAAGGGUGAGAAGAACUUACUUGUACUAAAGAAGAAGAUACAGGAUGCUAUAUUUGAAGUUAAAAUGGGGAUGAUCCAUGAGCCAAAGACUGAAGAGAGUGCAUGCACGGUGUACGUCCACACCAGUCAACCACAAAAUGUUACUCCUAUACACAGUAAGCUGUACACUACACCGGUAAUGACGACGACGGCCCACAUAGACCCGCUCACAUCACAAACACCCACUUCAGGCAUCAGUGAGAUCAUCAUUAAUGGUGCUUGCCAUUAUUCCAACUUUAAGGUGGAUAGCCAAUAGCAGUGACAUCCACUUCCCA
Messenger RNA from Cydia amplana, 1008 nucleotides. RefSeq lists its product as uncharacterized. The transcript has 2 exons. The record is from RefSeq and is a predicted model, not a curated record. Bases 153 to 989 code for a protein of 278 amino acids. Lineage: Eukaryota; Metazoa; Arthropoda; Insecta; Lepidoptera; Tortricidae.